Gossypium arboreum is the source of this 1931-nucleotide messenger RNA. Its product is annotated as glycosyltransferase BC10-like. Bases 557 to 1717 code for a protein of 386 amino acids. The transcript has 2 exons. Gene Ontology annotation, cellular component: membrane. Gene Ontology annotation, molecular function: glycosyltransferase activity. Lineage: Eukaryota; Viridiplantae; Streptophyta; Magnoliopsida; Malvales; Malvaceae. The record is from RefSeq and is a predicted model, not a curated record.
GUGUAAAGACAACGACAUUCUAAUUAACAUCCCUCAGGUUUCACAAAAUCCAAAACCCAUUUCCCAUUUCAUCAUUUACUUCCAUUUUCUCUUCCAUACUUCUACUCUAACCAUACAUUUUUAGUUUUUUUUCCCCUUUCUUAAAGCCUCUAUUUAUCUGUAUUUCUUCAUAUGGUACAUUUAGUUAUCUUCAACUUCUGUUUCUCUUCUUUAGGUAAUGCCUAGGACUAGCUUUUCACUUUGAUCUUAUCUUAGUUUGUUGCUAAGAAUGGUGUAUCGUUGUUUAUCCAAUAUUCUUUUGCUCUAGAUCUGUUAUUCUAUUAUUGUUUUAAAUUGCUAACAAUGGCUGCAGUUUUUAAUGCUAGUUAGAUAUUAGAAACAACCCCAUGUCGGAAUUUUUCAUUGAAUUACUCGUUUGGGGGAUCUAAAAUGCAAGAGCUUUUAGUUUACUGAUUUGACCGGUAAAAGAACAAAAAAGCAAGUGUGGGUGUCUCUGGAUCUAACCCCCAGAAGUUGAAUUUUUUUGAGUUUCUGGUUUUUGGGAUUAGCUUAAAAGAUGCAAGCGAGAUUUGGGUCUGUUGGUUCAUUAGAGGAAGGCAAAGAACCUGCGGUUACAACAAGAUCCAAGACUCCACCAUUAAGGGUCCUUCAGUUAUUUGGCUUGUUUCUUGCUCUGUGUAUGGCCUUUUUUAUGAUUAGCAUAUAUACAAUCCGGCAUUUUGGAACUUAUAGUGUAAUAGCAACAGUUAAGUCUAAUAUUGUGCCUUGUGAUGAAGAUGAAACGACUAGUUUGGAUCAUUGGAGGAAACCUCCUUCAAAUUUGCUUCAUUCAAUGAGUGAUGAAGAGUUACUAUGGAGGGCAUCUUUUAUGCCUCGUAUAAAAAAGUAUCCAUUUAAUAGGGUUCCCAAGAUUGCUUUUAUGUUCUUGACCAAGGGACCAUUGCCACUUUCUCCUCUUUGGGAGAGGUUUUUUGAUGGGCACCAAGGCCUUUAUUCGGUCUAUGUUCAUUCAUUGCCUUCAUUCGAAGCUGAGUUUCCUCCGUCUUCGGUUUUUUACAGAAGACAAAUCCCAAGUCAGGUCUCUGAAUGGGGAAAGAUGAGUAUGUGCGAUGCUGAGAGAAGGCUCCUUGCCAAUGCCUUGCUCGACAUAUCCAAUGAAUGGUUUAUCCUCCUAUCCGAAUCCUGCAUACCUCUAUAUAAUUUCAGUGUCAUCUACCACUACAUAAAGAAGUCCAAAUACAGCUUCAUCGGUGCAUUUGAUGACCCUGGGCCACAUGGUCAAGGCCGUUACAAUGAGAGUAUGGCUCCAGAGGUGAAUCUCACCCAAUGGCGUAAAGGUUCCCAGUGGUUUGAAAUUAACCGAAAGCUUGCAGUCAACAUAGUGGAAGACAUCACAUACUACCCAAAGUUCGAACAGUUUUGCCGUCCGGCAUGUUAUGUCGAUGAGCAUUAUUUCCCGACCAUGUUAACAAUUCAGGCAUCGAAUCUGUUAGCAAAUAGAAGCAUCACAUGGGUAGACUGGUCGAGGGGUGGGGCUCAUCCUGCAACUUUCGGAAGUGCAGACAUCACCGAAGAGUUCUUCACAAGAAUCUACGAAGGCCAUGAAUGCUGGUAUAACGAUCAACCAUCUUCCAUUUGUUUUCUUUUCGCCAGGAAAUUUGCUCCCAGCGCUCUGGAGCCUUUGUUACAGAUAGCACCCAAGGUUUUGGGGUUCUAACAACAUUAAACCACCUGCCAUUGCCAUUGCCAGUGUCAUUGCCAGACAUCUGAUGAUGGCUCCAUACAUGAGACUAUAUAUAUGGCAAGUAUGGCAGCACCAUUCUUUUCAUUCAAACAUAAAUGGGUGUUAUACUCUUUCAUUGUCUAUGUACAGAGAAGUGUCUAUAUUCACAUUUUUUUUGUGGAGUUCAAAAUUAUUAGUGUUAGUAGUA